CGAGUCUUGUUUUGAUGUCGUGCCGCUUUAUGUAAACAGUAAUUUUAUAUAUAUAAUUUUCAUUUUGUUUUGACAAAAAAAUGUACUCUUAUGUUUAUCUACGUGGUGUUAAGUAACUUUUAUUUAUUAUAUGUCAUAAUAUGAACUUAAGCAACUAUCCCUUGUGCAUCAUUAUUUUAUGAACUUUUAUUUUCGUCUUCAAUAAAUUCGUUUUCGUUAAAAAAUGACAGAGGAAUGUAAGAAGGCUGAAGCUGAUGCAGUAGAAUUCGCAAAUCGAGCAAUACAGUUCGAUCAACAGAAUACGUAUAACGCUGCAAUAUAUUAUUAUCGAGUGGCAGCUCAAGCCCUACAUUCUGCAUAUCUUCUUGGAUCACAAGUAGCUGGAAUUAAAGAAAAGGCUGAUGAAUAUAUUUCAAGGGCUGAAGCUUUGCACAAAAUAAAAAUUCAGAUUUCUCAAAGAAAACCUGAAAAAAAUGAACACAAACUUCAGUUGGAGAGGGCAGAAUUUUUGCUUCGGCAAGGUUUAGAAGAAGAUGAAGCUGGAAAUGAAGAAGAAGCUAUUGAAUUGUACUUACAGGCUGCUGAACUAUGUUUAAAAUCUAGGAAGUUAACUCAAGAUAAAAAUUUACAAGUGAAGCUAUCAAAACUGGCUGAAAAUUCUUUGGAUAGGGCUGAAGCAUUAAAAAAGAAAAGAGCUGCUACAACUCAGCAGAAUGUUCCUUCACCAUCUGCUGUUUCACCUCCAAGUCUGUCCAGUCUGAAUAUCUCUGAAAAGUCUAAUCAGAAUCAGGUAUUAGUAAAUAAAAGAGCUAGUUCUCCUAUACCUCUGCAACAAGUAUCUGGGAAGGGAACCUACAGUAAAGAAGAAAUAGCUGUCUUACAAGUUACAUCUAUUGUCAAUGGCAGAGAAUAUGUGCCUUUCAUGCCUAUUGAUUUAAAAGAACGAUUUGCAUAUCCAUUGCCAUUCUCUGACAGAGAUGGUAAACUUACAUUAAGUCCAAAACAGAAAGCUGUCUUUAAAGCCUGGGUUCGUCCAGAGGAUUUUACAUCAAGACCUGUUGUUAUUGAACUAAUAGAUUGUUUCAGCUUAAGACAGACAAUAGUAUCCGAUUGUUCAUUUGUUGCUUCAUUAGCUGUAAGUGCCCUUUAUGAGAAAAGAUUCAAGAAGAAAAUAAUUACUAGCAUCAUAUAUCCUCAAAAUAGAGCUGGUGAUCCUGUGUAUAACCCUUGUGGAAAAUAUAUGAUUAAAAUGCAUUUCAAUGGUGUUCAAAGAAAGGUAAUCAUUGAUGAUUUUUUGCCUAUGGGUGUUCAUGGGGAUCUCCUUUGUUCAUAUUCAAGUAAUCGUAAUGAGCUGUGGAUAUCACUUUUAGAGAAGGCUUAUAUGAAAGUAAUGGGUGGUUACGAUUUUCCAGGCUCAAAUUCAAAUAUUGAUCUCCAUGCUUUGACAGGAUGGAUACCAGAUAGAAUUUCAAUUGAUUUAUCUGAUCCAACAUUUGCUAAAGAUAAAAUUUUCAAAACAAUGGUGGAUAAGCACAAUAAAGGGCAUGUUUUAAUUACUGUUGCCACUGGAGAAUUAAGCAGUUCUGAAGCAGAUAGGGCAGGGUUAGUGCCGACACAUGCUUAUGCUCUUCUUGAUGUGAAGGAAGUGUUGGGGAAAAGAUUGUGCCUUUUGAAAAACCCAUGGAGUCAUUUAAGAUGGAAAGGACGGUUUUCUGAACAUGAUACGAAAAACUGGACUCCAGAGUUAAAGGAAGCCUUAAGAUAUGAUCCACGAAAUGCUCAAAUGUUUGAUAAUGGCGUGUUUUGGAUUGACUAUGACUCUCUAUUGCAUUUCUUCAGUGUAAUUUAUUUGAACUGGAAUCCUGAAAUGUUCAAGUAUACCUAUUGUCUUCAUCAGUAAGAUUUGAUUGAUCUCA
This is a messenger RNA of Stegodyphus dumicola, 1916 nucleotides long. Its product is annotated as calpain-7-like. NCBI's taxonomy places the organism in Eukaryota, Metazoa, Arthropoda, Arachnida, Araneae, Eresidae. The record is from RefSeq and is a predicted model, not a curated record. Gene Ontology annotation, molecular function: calcium-dependent cysteine-type endopeptidase activity. Gene Ontology annotation, biological process: proteolysis.